AUGGCUGAUAAACCGCAUGUCCGCGCGCCUGCACCGAGUCCGAUCGGCACUGCAUCAGAACGGUUUACUGCUCAUAUCACGUCGCCAUGUUCGGAUAAAAAGUCUUGUGGCAGAGGAAGGUUCUGCGAUGAAUAUUAUGGGAGAUGUGAGAGACUGCGACGACGAUCAGAUUUCUGUCGAAAAGAUCAUCAUUGUCACAGAAAACAUGAAUGUGUGUUUGGCCGAUGUCGGAAAGAAAUUCCCAAGGGACAAGAAGGUAGCCGGUGUGCUUCGGAUGGUGAUUGUCCAUCAAACCACUGCUGUGCUCGGCAACACGGGGAAUACAUUUGCAAACCAAAACUCCGACAAUCUAUGAAAUGUUUUGUGCCUGCCGGUGGACUUGAUUACUCGUUAAAUGAACAAUGCCCCUGUGAAAAUGGAUUGAUUUGUCGUUAUGAACCACUAAAACCCUCUACAGCUUCCCCAGUGAACAAAAUAUCGCCGAAAAAUGAAUGGUUCCAGUUCUCGUCCGACACAGAGCAUAUGCGCUGCCUCCCGGUUAGUUCAGGAUCGACGACUCAUAACGAAGAUUAUUAUGACGUUCAGAGAGUGACAAGCAACGCCAAGAAGAGCAACAAUAGGCAUUAA
Messenger RNA from Paramacrobiotus metropolitanus, 627 nucleotides. Its product is annotated as dickkopf-related protein 3-like. The record is from RefSeq and is a predicted model, not a curated record. Lineage: Eukaryota; Metazoa; Tardigrada; Eutardigrada; Parachela; Macrobiotidae. Bases 1 to 627 code for a protein of 208 amino acids. Gene Ontology annotation, biological process: multicellular organism development; negative regulation of canonical Wnt signaling pathway. Gene Ontology annotation, molecular function: receptor antagonist activity; co-receptor binding. The transcript has 4 exons. Gene Ontology annotation, cellular component: extracellular region.